UCCUGUGCGGGCGCCCAUUCGUACGCACUAAGAAACGCAUAAGAGAACGUGACGAUCGUACGUGAAAAGUACGAUUUGCCGAGCAGAGAGUGUAUCGUUUGUCAGGCGGAAAGUAUUUUUGCGCUAGAACAUUGCUACUCGUGUUGGAGAGUAAGCCGAAACUUGCUACACAAAGAGCAAAACAUUUCUUAUCGAACGCUCCUGUGUGGGGGCUCCCGCUGUGUCGUGACACGAAUGUGUUUUUCCCGAUAGGAUGGAGCAAUUUUCGCACGACUUGACACUGGCGUUGGAGGAAACUUCCCGCACCAAUUCGAGUAAGGUGCGAUGGGGAGUGCGUCGUCGGACGCGUUCGACGGGGAAUUUGCCUUGUGCCCCACAACCGACAGAGGAUAGCUCAAGCAGUCCAACUGAUCCCCCGGCUUGCAAUAUGGUGAUGAACCAGGCCGAUUCGCCCUAUCUCAGUGGCAGUAACAACAUCGUCCAGAGUGAUUCGGACGAUAGACAUUCCGUGGCGUUUACGUUCAAGUUGCGCCAGACGCCACUUUCGGGGAAUUUCGAGUCCGAUUCGCUGAAUGAAAACUUCAGCCCUGCUAGACCGAACAUGCGUCGAAAACGAAAGUACAAACGUAUGGCCGUAGAGUAUGAGACGACACCGUCCACACCGCAUAUCGGUGUGAAUCCAUUGUUUCCCGUAGCUGGUACGGUGAAGAAGCGCGUUUUCAAACACUCGGCGUGCCCGGAUAGUUUUAGGAGCACGAUGCUUUUUUGUGGCAAAAGAAAGCGCAGUCAGCGCGAUCGUGGAGGUUUGGAUUAUGACUUCUGCAAGCAGCAUUCCAGCAGCGUACCGAGACAGCGAGAAUUUUUUGGACCGAAAGGGUCGUCCUACAGCGAGUACAAGAGUCGCAAUCGUGCCGCCUCGUUCUCGGCUAGUAUGAUGAAGUGUGAAAGAAUACUACCGUUGAAUAAGACUGUCGUCUCAAAGAUCGAACGAAUAUCAGCGGACAGGGAUCGUGAGCGAUCGGCUUUGCUAGAAGCUUCACGAUCUACCGCUGCAGCCUGCAGCACUCCGUCUGCUCCAGUUCCCGUACCGACUGGUGGAGAGUUUAAUUUUUCGAUCCCGUUGCAGCAGCAACAGUUACUUCCGGUGGGAAAUCUUCCACAGCCGUCUGUGGUAAUGCCACUGGAAGGAGGGGUGAUUUUACCCUUGCUCGGAAGCCACGGUCAUGAUGAUAGGAAAACACCCCAUCACCCAAUCGUUGCUGUCGGUACAAACAACGCUGUCGGUGUUCCGCUGAGUCAACCGAGUAUGGGUGGAAUACCGCCUUUGGCAUUAAAUACCGCCACGAACAGUUUAAAUGCUCUUCAGCAGCUCGUUGUACCUCCAGUGGUAUCCACAGUAACGGCACCCUUAAUGGAACCUCUCGGAACGACGCAAACCGGACCGCUUCAUCAAGUGGAAUCGAAGCCAUUGUUGGGGCACCCGUUCGGUGAACGCAUUGUUGAGAACUGCAUCAAAUUUCAACCUUCGUUUUCUGAAAUUGCCUCCUUACCACCGACCGUCGCAACUGUCAUAGAACCGAUGAAAGCAGCAGUAAAUGCAAAGACAAAAACCAGCUACCCGAAAGAGAAGCAUCGCCAUCGUAAGUCUAAGUACAUCCGUAAAAAGCAAAUGCUCAUGAUGGCUGGCCCGGAAGGACAGGGUCAACUGAUGGACUGUGGUGGACAGGUUAACGAUUUCCUGAGCUCCAGCUCCCUCAGUUCGAGCGAUUCAGAGGCGGUGUUGGCAAAUGAGACGGAUCACGAGGGGGACGACGAGUUGACAGAUUGGCCCGGGAAUGAGGCAAUGAUUACGUUUGCAUCGAAGCACGACUUUCGUAAGGCAUAUCACGGUAAUCGUCCACCAGGAGCCAUUGGGACAUCUUCAGCAAUCGGGAGACCCAUCUUGCCCCAUGUUAACCAGCAGACCGAACAUGAUCUGCCGGAUGAUGAUACACUGAUGUCCGCUGAUGAGUUACUAAUAUCGGCGAAUGUUCCUAGCGGAAUGGUGGGUGAAAUCGCAAUGCAACCAGUGAGCUCGUCAGUGGCUGGCAUCGGUUUGAACACUUUAGAUACAAAUCUGGCGAUUCCUAUUGGGACGGAUUUAUCGACCAUGAGCUCACCGUUUCUAGUCAACAACAUAGCACCCGGGCUGCCGCUCGCUAAUGAGAUACGAGAGAUACGAGCUGGAUGUAGGAGAAUCCGUGAGGAACGGCCUGGCUUUUCUAUCAUAUCAAGUGUUAACGAGCUGUUAUCAAGGUUUCUUCAGGAUGAUCAGCAGCGUGAGCUGACAUUGCACGACGUAGACAAAGCAGAGCAUGAUAAGCUGCAGGAUCUGUGUAAGCUUUACUCCCUGAACGCACAACAAUUAAGUGAAAAUGGAAGUGUGGUAAUGCUGAGCAAGACCAGCAACACGAUGCAAUCGGUCCGAAUUGAUCAAUCAAAUCUACCGAAACGACUUGGAGAUUUCAAACGACGUUGCUACGGCAAUGCGGAAGCUCUGCAAUUUCACGACAGUGCUACCAGUUAAAUGCUGGAACAUUGUUGUCCAUUAGAACAGAUGGUUUUAUAUUCCUUUAAGAUGAAUUUUACGCUCGGAUGGAAGAUAUAUGAUGCCAUUUAAGGCACGUUAAGUGAAGGACAACUUUAGUAGAGUUAGCGAGUUGUUUUCAAUUGUACAGGAUAACGGUUGCCCUUUUUGUAAGUUUAAGGAAUGUAAAUUAAAUAGCUCAUCCACUUAAAGACCGUAAUCAAUUGCUUUUUUUACUACAGCAAAGAACAUCAUAGAGUCUCACUGUGUUUUAGGAAAUGGCUUAACGCAGUUGAAUCAUGUUAACCAAAACAAACACAAGCAAAAAAUUGAAACUGGAUUAAUGAGCGAUAGUUUAAGUGUUCUUUGAAACAUAUAAACAGCCAGACGAUGAGAGGCACAUAACACAUGCUGCACAGCUAGUAUUUAUAGGUAAAGUUAAGCAUAUAUAAAAUAUAACCCCCACAUUUCGCCCACGGCCAUUUGCUUUACUUAGGCUUUGUUAAUAGAAAGGUGGUAGUUUUUGCUUGAGCGCUAAACCGUUUUUCGCACUGUUGCUAUCGAAAGCGCUAUUUUUGUGCCGUUUGCAAGUUAAGCAAAUUUUUAAACACACGAUAGUGAGAUCAGUUUUGCCACAUUUAACGCCAAGUCGUCGUGUACUGAGAGAAGCACGACUGAGAAGAAGCGAAUGUUAAGCCGAAAGGAGUUCAAUAAACCGGCG
This is a messenger RNA of Anopheles moucheti, 3287 nucleotides long. RefSeq lists its product as uncharacterized. Lineage: Eukaryota; Metazoa; Arthropoda; Insecta; Diptera; Culicidae. The record is from RefSeq and is a predicted model, not a curated record. The coding region runs from base 254 to 2566 and encodes 770 amino acids. The transcript has 6 exons.